Messenger RNA from Lactuca saligna, 1611 nucleotides. The record is from the annotation of a GenBank genome assembly. Lineage: Eukaryota; Viridiplantae; Streptophyta; Magnoliopsida; Asterales; Asteraceae.
AUGGCGUCCCAAUCACCUACAGGUAUGUAUUUAACUAUAGAUGUUCAUUACAGUGGAGUAUUUGCCCGAAAUCCGUUGAAAUACUUAGACCUCGAAAAGAUAACAGUGCGUGAUGUCGAUUUUGGAGGGUUUUCCUACAAAGAGUUUCUUUUGUGGCUUAGGAAUUUAACAAAUGGAAGUUGUGAUAAUGUGUACUACUGUAGUAGAAAGGAAACCUUAGGUGAGGGUAUUAUAAGAAUCGACAGUGAUGCUGAUUAUUGGGAGUUUGUUGAAGCUACUUAUACUCCUGAAGCUGAGUUGGAUGUCUACAUUGACCAACAAAAUGACCCAAUCCUUGAUUGGGCUGAAAAUGAGGUGUUAUCAGAUGGUAAUGGGUAUGAUAGUGAAGAAGAGGAUGAGAAUGUAGAAGAGGAUGAGAAUGUAGAAGAGGAUGAUAGUGAAGAAGAUGAUAACUUGGAUGGUAUUAUGGCAUAUGAGCAUGAAGAGGAUGAAGAAGUCCAUACCUUUAACAAAACUGUUGGUGAUGAUUUUUUAAACAAACUUUCAGGUAAGCUUAGUGAUGAUGAUGAACCUAAUGAUGGAAAAGAUGAGAAGGUUGUAUUCCCUGUCCAUGAUGAGAACCAAGCAUGGGAUAAGAUGAUGCCAAUUCUAGGUAUGAAGUUUGCAAACCCAAUGCAUUUGAAGCUAUGUCUAACCAAUUAUGCAGUGAAGAAUGGGUAUGACUUGUGGUACAAAAAAAGUGAUCAUAACAGGUUACUAGUGAAGUGUUGUAAAGGUAAGAAGAACAAGAAUAAUAAAGGUUGUCCCUUUAGGUUGUGGGCAACCUGGAUGAGCAAUGAAAGGUCAUUCCAGAUUAAAUCUUUAAUUGAUAACCACAAUUGCUCAAGAGUCUUCAAGUUUGGGUCCAUUGUUACCUAUAAAUGGAUAGGUAAUCAUUUCAUGAAUCAGAUUCUCCAGAAACCAAAAAUGAGUGUGAGUAAAUUGAAGGCUAAAGUUAGCAAGACAUUUAAUUUGAUUGCAAGUGUGGGACAGUGCAGAAAUGCAAGGAGGUAUGCAUUUAAGGAGAUAGAGGGUACUUUAAAGGAACACUAUGCUAAAACUUGGAGCUAUGGAGAAGAGCUAAGGAGGACUAACCCUGGAUCAACAGUGAAGAUGGAUGUAGAUGCCAUGCCUGAUGGAGCCACUUACUUCUCAAAGUUCUAUGUAUGUUUAAAAGGUGUGAAGGAUGGAUGGAUUAAAGGUUGUAGAAGGGUAAUUGGACUAGAUGGCUGCUUCUUAAAAGGUGUUUGCAGAGGUCAGUUGCUUGCUGCAGUAGGCAGGGAUGCAAACAACCAUAUCUACCCUCUUGCUUGGGCUGUGGUUGCAGUUGAGAGUAAGGAAACAUGGAAGUGGUUUGUUGACCUUCUCCUUGAUGACAUUGGAAUGGGAAAUGGACAUGGGUUGACAUUAAUAUCAGACCAGCAUAAAGGAUUACUUGAGGCUGUCAAGGAAAGGGUACCUGCAACAGAGCAUAGACAAUGUGCAAGACACAUAUGUGCUAAUUUCAUGAAAAAAUUCAAGGGUCAACAGUUUAGUACACUUUUCUGGAGAGCUGCUGCUUCUACUACCUAG